AUGAGUGCUGCUGAAGGUGGACAUCUCCAAGUACUGAAAUGGGCCCAUGAAAAUGGCUGCCCUUGGCAUGAGGAUACUUGUAUAGAGGCAGCCAGAGGUGGGCAUUGGGAUUUGUUGGAAUGGGCCAGUGAAAAUGGCUGCCCCUGGAAUGAGCAAAUUUGUUCAGAUGCUGCUGAACGUGGUGAUUUGGAAUUGUUGAAAUGGGCCCGUGAAAAUGGCUGCGGGUGGGAUGAAUUCACUUGUUCAAAUGCUGCUGCAGGUGGGCAUUUGGAGUUGUUGAAAUGGGCGUAUGAAAAUGGCUGCCCUUGGGAUGAGCUCACUUGUGCAAAUGCUACUUAUUAUGGACAUUUGGAAGUUUUGAAAUGGGCGCGGGCAAAUGACUGCCCGUGGGAUGAAAGAACUUGUGCAAAUGCUGCUGGAGGAGGGCAUCUGGAAGCACUGAAAUGGGCCCGUGAACAUGGCUGUCCAUGGGAUGCAGACACUAUCAGACAAGCUAGAUAUUUGCACCAUGACCAUGUUUUGGAUUGGGCCCUUGUAAAUCGAUGCCCCGAUGUUUAA
Molecule: messenger RNA, 558 nt
Organism: Seminavis robusta
Lineage: Eukaryota; Bacillariophyta; Bacillariophyceae; Naviculales; Naviculaceae
Source: the annotation of a GenBank genome assembly